UCUAGACGCUUCUGGAACAAAUACCAAUUUUUCAUGUUGUGAUGACGUUUAAGCCCUCGCAGUUUACAUUUUUGUUCUUCGCUCAAAAUUGUUUCUUUGACUCCAAGAUUCCGCGAUUCGAACUGCUUAUCGCUCGCAAUUUUUCUCUGAUUUUCUUCCCGUAACUCCAAGGUACAUGGCGGAGUCGCAGCUCCAUGAUGGUUCAAGUACAAGUGAUGUUUCUGGGGGGUGCUCUGACUCAAAUCUUCAGCUCAAUAUCAAGACCCUGGAUUCCCGGAUUUACAGCUUUAAUGUGGAUAAGAAUAUGGUUGUAUCAGCAUUCAAGGAGAAAAUAGCCAGUCAAAGUGGUGUGCCUGUUGGGCAGCAGCGUCUAAUUUUUCGGGGCAAGGUCUUGAAAGAUGAUCAUCUUCUUUCUGAAUAUAAUGUUGAAAAUGGGGAUACUUUGCAUUUAGUUGAAAGGCAGCCACAGCCAUCUCCUGGUUCCAGCUCUCGGGAGGCAACCUCUAGUAGUGGUGGACAAGAUCCUAAUGCUGGUGUAUCACGUAAUCGUAUUGGACCAAUUGCCCACAGUAUAGUAUUGGGGACAUUAAAUGUUGGAGAUCCAGGGGAAGCUGUUGUUCCAGAUUUAAGUCGGGUCAUUGGGGCAGUAUUGAACACUAUCGGAAUUGGUACACAGACAGGAGGCAUGCAAACUGGCGUUCCGACUUCUAAUGCAAAUGAAACAGAAGCAUCACAGUCUAAUUCUGCCAGUCAAAGUCAGAAUGGAAAUCAGUCUGUCCCUUGGCAAGCCUUUCAUGGGCAAGCUGCAUCCCAGGCUAUGCAAACCCCACUAGGAGCAGCAAUUGCUGUUCCAUCACUGAACAUGCCAAUUCCUGAUUCACUGAGCACACUAAUUGAGUUCAUGAACCGAAUGGAACUGGCAUUCUCACAAAAUGGUAAUCAACCAAAUCAAUCACCGGUGGCUAGUGAUACUCUUGAACUGCCUUCAAAUUCUCGUGGUUUACGAACGGUGGACGCUUUGAGCAUUGUUUUACAACGUGCACAACGUCUCCUUAGUGAUCAUGCUGUUCCAGCAUUAUCUCACACUGCAGGCAGAUUAAAUCAUGAGGGGGGAUCUAAUGAUCCUGUGGUAAGGGGGCAAGUACAGACAGAAUCUACUCAAUUAGGCAUGGCGAUGCAACACUUAGGUGCACUUCUUCUAGAACUGGGGAGGACCAUUUUAACACUUCGCAUGGGACAAUCUCCAGCUGAAUCUUUUGUGAAUGCUGGACCUGCUGUUUAUAUAUCCCCAUCAGGACCUAAUCCGAUUAUGGUUCAGCCAUUUCCUCUCCAAACCAGCUCUCUUUUUGGUGCUUCAUCGGGUGUCUCACCAAGUCCUAUGGCUAUGGGCCCAGUUGGUGUUGCUAGUAUUCCAAGGAAUGUAAAUAUUCAUAUUCAUACUGGAGCAUCACUGGCACCUAUGGUUUCUCAAUUGGGUAACCGGGCACCUAAUGGAGAAGGAACGCAAGAAGAACGUGCUAAUGUAUCUGAGUCUAGUGAUUUCGGUCAAGCACGGGGGUCUUCAGGAGUAGGUGUCACUGCUAAUGUUGUUUCGCAACCUGCGAUGGUUUCAAUCUCUGGUGCUUUGGCACCUGGUACUGGUGUUCAACAGACACCUGAUUCAAAUUCUAUUUCCUCUGUGGUUGCUGAAAUCAACGCUCAAAUGAGAAGUCUGUUAUCUAACAUGCAGAACGAUCAGGCACCUUCAGGCCAAACAGAGGAUUCAGCCAAUCAAGACCAACCUGUUGGUUCUGGAGAAAAUACAAGCAGACAGAGGACUGCUGAGGCCAGCCAUACUUCACCUCAUGUCAGCAUGAUGGAUGAUCAGAAGGCACAAACUGCAUGCAACCAACCUGAUAUUAAAGGGAAGGGAGCUGGUGUGGGUUCAGUUAGUGAACCUUCUAUAAGUUCUGAAGGAGGCUCUGAUAAAAGGCCAACGGCAUCUGAUCGGGGUGAUGAUAAUGAUAAUGCUGAUAGUCCUUCGGGCAUCCCUCUUGGAUUGGGGCUAGGAGGCCUUCAGCCUAAGAGGCGAGGUAGGCAGCAGAAAGCACAAACCAAGGACACUGAUAAUUCAAGUGCUAGUAGUCAGAACCAGCAAUCUAGGGCAGUCGGACAGCAUGUUCUGCAAUCUCUUGCAUCACUCCCAACUAGGGGAAAUAGGAAUCCUUUGCCCUCAAGGCAAUCAUCAGACAUUGCUAGGGGAGGAGGAGGACAAAGUGUGCCAACAGCAAGCCAAAAUGCUGAUGGCCAAGGUGAUGUAGCAGAUGCAAUGUCUCAAAUUUUGCACAGUCCUGCCCUAGAUGGUUUAUUGUCUGGAGUUUCCCAGCAAACUGGUGUUGGUACCCCAGAUAUGCUGAGAAACAUGUUGCAACAAUUUACUCAAAAUCCCACAAUGAGGAAUACAGUGAAUCAGAUUGCUCAGCAGAUUGACAGCCACGACCUUGGAAGCAUGUUUUCGGGUCUGGAUAGAGGCCCAGGAGGUGGCAUUGAUCUAUCAAGGAUGAUGCAACAAAUGAUGCCUAUCGUUUCUCAAGCUCUGGCAGGUGUUUCCCCUGGGUCUCAGCUAGCUCCUCCCUCAGGACCUCUGCUUCCUGAUAGUAGGUCAAGAAGAGAAAGAGCAGCUGUUAAUGAUGACGCUGAGGAGAUGGGUCUUGGACGAGUAGUUCAGAGGCUUGGGAGCCCAAGUUCAUCUGAGGAGAUUUUUCAUUCUCUAGUUGACAGGGCACUGAACCUCUCUGGUGGUGGUAGUGCAGGAGAAAGUGUUGUAAAUGAACUAUGCAGUCAUGGUGAGCUUGCACAGGAAUUCAUGGAAAUGCUCGAUCAUGAUAUUCUCCAGAGACUUCAUGAUGAAAUGGGAUCAUAGAACGGUUCUCUGAGUUUGCUUGGCCUCGAGAUGUUUCGGUUUUACUUAAAGCGGUCUGGUAGUUGGUAAUUACAACCCUCUGCCAGUAUCAUCCUUGCCGUCAUUACUGUUUCCACCUCACAGGACAUGUAGAAAAUGUUAAACUUUAGCUAUUUGUUAUCCUGAUUAAGUGCCUGAUGAUAGUGACAGGGUACUUUCACUUUAUACACGGUUAUACGCCCAACAUUUUCUAGCGCGGGCAUCUAAGUUCUUGCUGAAUAUCUGGGCAUUAGUCUACUUUUCCAAUUUGUAUCUUCAGGUUUUAAGUAAUUAACUUGCUGUCAAUAUGGAACUAGUGAGUCUCAUGAGAGCCAUUAUUAGGGUCACAGGAUCUAUGGUGUUCUCAACUUGUGAGAUGCUAUUGCUUGAGUUAUGAGUUGAGGCAGCGACAUCGAGUCUGCAUUUGCCAGUUUCAUAUUCAGGAUGUUUCUUUUCACUGUAUUUUGUGCAAAUGACGAAUUUGUUCACGGGCUACUGUAUUCUAUGAUUCUAUGCAACUUGCGUUAUCA
Molecule: messenger RNA, 3450 nt
Organism: Sesamum indicum (sesame)
Lineage: Eukaryota; Viridiplantae; Streptophyta; Magnoliopsida; Lamiales; Pedaliaceae
Source: RefSeq, a predicted model, not a curated record